This is a messenger RNA of Aphanomyces astaci, 432 nucleotides long. RefSeq lists its product as hypothetical. Lineage: Eukaryota; Oomycota; Saprolegniomycetes; Saprolegniales; Verrucalvaceae. The transcript is spliced from 2 exons. The coding region runs from base 1 to 432 and encodes 143 amino acids. The record is from RefSeq and is a predicted model, not a curated record.
AUGACCAAGUCGUGCCUCGCGUUUGUCCGAUUUCUGCAAAGCGCCGUGCUGCUGAUGGCGAUAGUGUCCCUCUUUGGCAUCUUCAAGCCAGUGCCAACUGUUGGGAAGCCAUCGCUAGUUCUCGGGUCCUCCUACGCCAUCAUUGCAGCCAUGCUACUGACCAGCGGUGCGGCCAUCUACAGCGGCGUCAUGUGUGCGCUUGAGUAUCGCUCUGCCAAUAUGAGCAUUAAGAUGCAAAUGAUGGCGGACUGUGCACUGACGAUGACGAUGAUCGCCCUGGCGUUGGUGUUCUUGACCAGCGACGACCUGUGGCGCUGCACUGAAAGCAUCAAUGUCCGCUGCGAGUGCAUCUGGGCAGCGGUUAUAUUCUUCAUUGUCAGCUUCUGUUUGUACUCAGCAUCCGUAGGCGUGGGGGCUGAAAACCUGGACUAA